Molecule: messenger RNA, 1385 nt
Organism: Dreissena polymorpha
Lineage: Eukaryota; Metazoa; Mollusca; Bivalvia; Myida; Dreissenidae
Product: zinc finger protein 778-like
Exons: 6
Coding region: 52-1377 (441 amino acids)
Biological process (GO): regulation of transcription by RNA polymerase II; Wnt signaling pathway
Molecular function (GO): RNA polymerase II cis-regulatory region sequence-specific DNA binding; DNA-binding transcription factor activity
Source: RefSeq, a predicted model, not a curated record
UCUUAACCUCAUCAGUUUCGUCGAACUACUUUCUUGCAUUUGGUAACUGUCAUGGCCGCGCCCAAGUCGUAUAGUUCGUCUAGUUCUAGUGAAGAGGACGAAGAGCUUGCCAAGAUCAAGGAAGCAGUAGAUUCAUCAAAUAAUUUUUUGAAUAUCAAGUCGGAAAAUGUUGGGACAUCGGGCCAGAGCAUCCUGGUAAAUGAAGGCAAAUGUGUUGGGACCCUACAGAAGAAUGGUUCACCUCAAGGUUUAACAUGCCAUGACCUGCCACCAUCAAAAAGACCAGACAAAGAAGUUGUUGAAGAUGAAGUUAAAGCGUAUUUUCCACAGACAACCCCUGGAUUUCGAAAGCAUGUGGCAAAAAAACUGUCCGAGUCACUAGACAGCUCCAUACAUCCAGUUGCAGAUGGCUUCAAGACAAAGCAAAUGAAGGACAUUACUCUAGAAGGCAUCCGAUUGUUUGCCAGUUCCAAGGCCUGUAUUUCAGCAGUAACAACACAGACACAAGUAACUCAGCCAGUGAGGAAGCGGAAAGUCUCUUCUUCAAGUGACAGCAGGAUGAGCGAAUCGGAGUUAAUGAAUGCCGCCAACGGCUCGUUGUUAGACAUUAGUUUAGAAGAGAAGUCGUCUACUAGCGAGCGGUUCUCGUGUGGAAUUUGUGAGGAAAGUUAUUAUAGGAAAGCUAGCUUGAAUCGCCAUUUGAAGACACACGAGAAUGGAUGCAUAAAGUGCUCAGUGUGCACUCAGUUCUUUAAGACUGAGGAAGAUAAAAAAAAACACAUUGAGGUGAAACAUAGCCCAAUCGUGUGCGAAAGCUGUGGAAAGAUUUUUUCCAGUCGCAAUUAUAUCGAAUUUCACAAGAAAACCCACGAGGCAGAGCUUGUCAACUAUGACAAACAAUGCCCAUUCGCAAAUUGCGGGAAAAUAUUCAGACAGAGCUCUAAAUUUCAAGACCAUCUGAACACACACACAGGAGCAAAACCAUAUUCGUGCGAGCAUUGUCGCAAGACCUUCAAUAGCCGUGCUGAAGAUGAGAGGUUGAAAGAAGCAACAAUGUCCCACGACCAAAUACUGGAACAGAAAGAUGUUCCAUAUUUUAGUAACCAGAAACCUGCAGACAUAGUGGUGUGUAAUCUGGCAGUUGGGAUAGCAACUGAUGACUGUAGCACAGGCAACAAUAUGGACUCACAGACCAGACUAAAUUAUGUCAGCAUUGACAGAUUGGUUGACUGUGCUUCACAGAAUGAACAGAAUGGUGGAGAAAAUGUUAAACAAACUGUUGUUGAUAUUGGAGCAAAAUAUUUGUGUAGAACAUUAGAUAAUAAAAAGAAGAAAAAGAAGAAACAUAAAGCUGAUAGAGCUGAAAAUAAAGUAUAAAGCUGAAA